Molecule: messenger RNA, 489 nt
Organism: Pseudocercospora fijiensis CIRAD86
Lineage: Eukaryota; Fungi; Ascomycota; Dothideomycetes; Mycosphaerellales; Mycosphaerellaceae
Exons: 5
Coding region: 1-489 (162 amino acids)
Molecular function (GO): fatty acyl-CoA hydrolase activity
Source: RefSeq, a predicted model, not a curated record
AUGAGCUCAAAAUGUCUACCUUUCGUACGAUCAGUAUGGGAAUCCUUCCGCGCAACCUCUGGCUUGGAACCUAGGCUACUUGAUAAUCUCCGCAUAACAACCGCCCAACCCGGAACCGUAACCUUCGAACUCGACAUUGAACAACAACACACGAACCGCCUCAAAAUCCUACACGGCGGCACAAUCGCCUCCAUGGUCGAUCUCGGCGGGUCCUUAGCCGUAGCAUCCCGCGGUCUGUUCGCGACAGGCGUAAGCACAGAUUUAAACGUCACGUACCUGAACUCCGGGGGGAAAAUCGGGGAGAAGAUCCGGGCCGAGGUGGUUUGUGAUAAGUUUGGGAAGACGUUGGCUUAUACGAGUAUAAGGUUUUUCAAUGAUAGGGAUGAAAUUGUGGCGAGGGGGAGUCAUACGAAGUAUGUGAGUUUUGCGUGGAAGGAUGAGAGGAAUAUUGUGGAGGAGUUGAGUGUGAGGGAGGAGGGGGGGAGGUAA